Molecule: messenger RNA, 909 nt
Organism: Myiozetetes cayanensis
Lineage: Eukaryota; Metazoa; Chordata; Aves; Passeriformes; Tyrannidae
Gene: RNF212
Product: ring finger protein 212
Exons: 12
Coding region: 1-909 (302 amino acids)
Biological process (GO): protein sumoylation; homologous chromosome pairing at meiosis; reciprocal meiotic recombination
Cellular component (GO): synaptonemal complex
Molecular function (GO): SUMO transferase activity
Source: RefSeq, a predicted model, not a curated record
AUGGCCCUCCGGGUGUUCUGCAACUCCUGCUCCUGCGAGCCCCGCAAGCCCACGCCGCGGUUCUGCCUCACCAGCUGCGGCCACGUUUUCUGCGAGGUUUGCCUCCAGAAAGGCAAAAAAGAUGAAUGUUUGAUCUGUAAAACUGCUUGUCAGACGUUAGUUCUUUCAAAACAGGUAAAUCCUGAUAUUCAGGCACUUUUCAUGGGAGUGGAUGUGUUAUGCAAUAAAUACUCAAAAGAAAUAACACAGAUUUCAGAAUUUCAAGAAAAACACCGUAAGCAUUUAUUAGUACACUACAAACAAAAGGCAGCAAAGCUGGAGGAAUCUCUCAAGAAAGCAACACAACAAAUACAACAGAUACAAUGUAUGAAACCACCUGAAAAAACUCCACAGCUGCCCUUUUCCAGUACAAGCAGAAAUCCAUUUUCCAUUCCUUCAAGAAAACAGAAUAGUUAUUCUUCAUAUCCUCUUCAUUCUAGUCAUCCUUCUGCUUCUGAAACGGUGGAGGCAAUGGAGAUUGAUCCUGUACCUUCACCAAUGAGGAGACUCGAGACACCAUCUGGUCCCACAAGGUUGUCAGUAAUAACUCCACCACAGGAUGGACGUAUGGGUAGUGUAGCCUACAAAAGUUCUCAGUCAUCUCUAAUAAUGUCAAGUCAAAGUAUUGGAGCAGGAUCUACAAGAUCCACGCCUGUAAGAUUACCACUUAACGGGUGUCCGUCAUCAUCUGGGUCACAGAGCAGUAGAAGGGGAUCGUGGGGUAAUUCUGACUUCAGAACCCCUCAGCUGUAUCCACUUACAUCACCUUCCCCACAGCUUUCUGCAAGACAUCCAAUCACCAUCUCUGGACUUCUGCAAAGACAACAGUUAGGAUCGACUAAUUUUGGAGGACAUUCAGCAGAAAGAUAA